AUGGAGGCCGCCAACCCUAUCAUGUCCCGCAACAACAUCGGGACACCCGAGGAGUACCGCAAGCGCAAGGUCGCGUUGAUCUCUGGUAUCUCCGGUCAGGACGGUUCCUACCUCUGCGAGUUCCUCCUCGCCAAGGGGUACUUUGUUCACGGUAUCAUCCGGCGUAGUUCCUCGUUCAACACUGGCCGUCUCGAGCACCUUUACAAGGACCAGCACCAGAAGCCUAACAUGAUCCUCCACUACGGUGACUUGACCGACGCGACCAACUUGGCCUACAUCAUCUCCCAGGUCCAGCCUACCGAGAUCUACAACUUGGGCGCCCAGUCCCACGUCAAGGUCUCCUUCGAGAUGUCCGAGUACACUGGCGAUGUCGACGGUCUCGGCACCCUCCGUAUCCUCGACGCUAUCCGUACCGCCGGGCUCGAGAAGCACGUCCGGUUCUACCAGGCCUCCACCUCGGAGCUCUACGGUAAGGUCCUCGAGACCCCCCAGAGGGAGACCACCCCCUUCUACCCCCGAUCCCCCUACGGUGUUGCCAAGCUUUACGCUUACUGGAUCACUGUCAACUACCGUGAAGCCUACGGCAUGUACGCCUGCAACGGUAUCCUUUUCAACCACGAAUCCCCUCGUCGUGGUCGCACCUUCGUCACCCGCAAGAUCUCGCGCGCCGUUGCCGAGAUCCACCUCGGUCUCUCGGACUGCAUCUACCUCGGUAACAUCGACGCCAAGCGCGACUGGGGACACGCCAACGACUACAUCGAGGGCAUGUGGCUCAUGCUGCAGCAGGACGAGCCUGAGGACUUUGUCCUCGCGUCCGGCGAGACCCACCCCGUCCGCGAGUUUGUCGAGAAGGCUUUCAGCCACGUUGACAUCCAGCUCAGGUGGGAGGGCAAGGAGGACAACGAGGUCGGAAUCUGCACCAAGACUGGCCGCACUCUCGUCCGCGUCGACCCUCGGUACUACCGACCCACCGAGGUCGAGCUCCUCCACGGUGACCCCACCAAGGCGCAGACCAAGCUCGGCUGGAAGCGCAAGGUCGACUUCCCGUCCCUCGUCGAGGAGAUGGUCAAGGCCGAUAUCCAGAUCCUCCAGACUCCCGGUGUCAACCAGAACUAG
Molecule: messenger RNA, 1116 nt
Organism: Dioszegia hungarica
Lineage: Eukaryota; Fungi; Basidiomycota; Tremellomycetes; Tremellales; Bulleribasidiaceae
Exons: 7
Coding region: 1-1116 (371 amino acids)
Biological process (GO): GDP-mannose metabolic process
Molecular function (GO): GDP-mannose 4,6-dehydratase activity
Source: RefSeq, a predicted model, not a curated record